AUGUCAUCAACAGCAAUCCACCCCUCCCGCCUCUCCCAAAUCCCCCGCCCGAAAACAAAAAAACCCAACCGUCCAAAACCCCCAAAACCCCAACCGGCCUCAACAUCCCUCACCCGUUCCCAACUUCGCAAGAAAAUCCGCGACCUAACCCGUCUCCUAAACCCUCCAUCCUCAGCAACCACAAAACUCCCCGCCACCACCCGUAUAGACCACGAACGUGCCCUCUCAGCCUACAAACACGAACUCUCCCUCCAACAAACCUCCUCCAAAGUCCAACUCCUCGAGAAAAGAUACCAUAAAGUCCGUUUCUUCGAGCGUAGGAAAGCUACCAGAGCUUUGAGUCGGUUGAAUCGCGAAUUCAAUGCCUUAGAUAAUAAUAAUAAUAAUACUUCUUCGGCAGACGAAGAAUCGAAAAAGGAAAAGGAGGGGUUAAUCAAGAAAAUCCAUGCUGCGGAGGUCGACUUGAACUACAUCAUGCACUACCCACCUCUGGAAAAAUACAUUUCUUUAUAUAGGUCCGGGGAUAGUAAAGAUACAAACCAGAAGAGGGUGCGUAUACGACAAGACAUCGAGAAGAGGAUGGAAGAAGGGACUCUGGAUAGAGGCGAUGCAUUGGUGGAAGCCAAUGCCGCAGAAGGGUUUGGCGGUGGAGUCGACGUGAAGAAUAAGAAGAAAAAUAACGGCAGCAAUAACAACAACAACAAGAAGCAGGGUCAUGAUGGGAAUAAGAAUGGGAAGAGCAUAUCUGAUAAAAACGAGGAUGAGGAUGAGGAUGAAGGUAGUGAUGGCGGGUUCUUUGAAUUAUGA
This is a messenger RNA of Orbilia oligospora ATCC 24927, 807 nucleotides long. RefSeq lists its product as uncharacterized. NCBI's taxonomy places the organism in Eukaryota, Fungi, Ascomycota, Orbiliomycetes, Orbiliales, Orbiliaceae. The record is from RefSeq and is a predicted model, not a curated record. The coding region runs from base 1 to 807 and encodes 268 amino acids. The transcript has a single exon. Gene Ontology annotation, biological process: maturation of SSU-rRNA from tricistronic rRNA transcript (SSU-rRNA, 5.8S rRNA, LSU-rRNA). Gene Ontology annotation, cellular component: nucleolus; preribosome, small subunit precursor.